UGUUCGCGCUCGUGCAAUCAUUGACGACCAACGUACAGACUCUUUUUGGUCCUACUUAAGUUUUCCUUACUUUCUCGUCUUUUUUUUUUCCCUUCUUUGCGAGUACUGCGGGAUAUCAUGAACUCGCUGUAUAACCAUGCUCUAAAACAAAGUCAAGCUUUACAAAGAGAUUUAGACAAAUUUGCAACUGGCCAAGAUGCUUCUGCCGGAUUGCAAGGUCAGAUAACGGCAUCGUUCAAUUCACUGCAGCGGUCCAUCGAUGACUACGAUAACCUGGCCAAACGUGAACUGAUUGCGACAAAAAAGGAGACUGCACAAACCCGUGUCAAGACGUUUCGACAGAGUCUGCAGGAAAUGAAAACCCGCUUCGAAAUGAUUAAAAAGCAGCAUGAAACGCAAAAAUACGAACAAAAUCGAGAAAGUUUGUUGGCAAGAAGACCAACAAGAACGAGCCUUACUCCCGACAUUACAUCAGCUCCUGAAUAUCCCUAUCAAUCGCGCUCCGAAUUCGCGAUGCGUCAGCACUCCUUCAUAGAUUCCACCGAUACACAGUUAGAUGAUUUUAUCACGCAAGCAUCCAACAUCUUAGAAAACCUUACCGAUCAACACGGCAUUCUCAAGAAAACGCAAAAGAAGCUUUUGGACGCAGCCAAUACCCUCGGACUUUCUCAAAACGUGAUUCGUUUUAUUGAGAGACGAACGGCACAAGAUAAAUGGAUCUUCAUUGCUGGAUUGGUGGUGACAAUUCUGCUUAUAUGGCUCAUUUCAAGUUAUUUAGGAUAAUCCAUUGUCAACUCCAAAAUUGCUAUAAUAAUGUAAAUAUGAUGCAUAUGUGAAUCAUACAGUACACCUUGUAAAUGAAUGUGAAUAAUGUGGAGAACCGGUAAAUGGCACAGUUUUCGGCGCCCUGAGAGCAGUAGUGGAGCAAACAACGCUUCUGAAUACCGCAGUGUCCAUUACGUGAUGGCUUGUAAAAUGGCUUACUGUAUAUUGAUCCUUGAAUGACGAUGAUGGGAAACCCCUCUUGGCAUGCUUUUUAAUGUGAUCUACCCAAUUAUGAUGAUUUUAAUGAGGCAACAUGGUGAUACUGCUGUGUGUGAGAGGUAAAAUGACUAUCCAGAGAUGUCAUAAAUAUCGUACAAUGGAGCAGGUAAUGCGUGACUGCAUUUGUCCCACUAGCGCACGCAUU
This is a messenger RNA of Radiomyces spectabilis, 1189 nucleotides long. RefSeq lists its product as uncharacterized. Gene Ontology annotation, cellular component: late endosome membrane; ER to Golgi transport vesicle membrane; SNARE complex. Gene Ontology annotation, molecular function: SNARE binding; SNAP receptor activity. Gene Ontology annotation, biological process: vesicle fusion; endoplasmic reticulum to Golgi vesicle-mediated transport. NCBI's taxonomy places the organism in Eukaryota, Fungi, Mucoromycota, Mucoromycetes, Mucorales, Radiomycetaceae. The record is from RefSeq and is a predicted model, not a curated record. Bases 118 to 783 code for a protein of 221 amino acids. The transcript is spliced from 6 exons.